UAUAAAAUAUUACUGGCAUUUACAUACCAGUCCUUAGACAUCCAAUUUGUUUCAGUUAGUCCAGAAAGAAGAAUUGUUUGGAUGUUUGAACGAUAUUUGAAGAAUUAAGCGAAUAAAAGUUAGAAGAUUGAUUUAAUUCUUCAUUUGGCUUGAGUUGACUUGGUUUGAAUACAUCCUACCGAAACAGCGCGAAGCUCAUAUAAAGCAUAAUAAAGAAGACGUGGCAGUGUUCCAAUGAAUCCUUAUCGCCCUUAUGUAUUAGCAAAUAACUUAGAAGUGAGCCCAUCGACGGUCCCGCAGCCAGAUUUUGAACCGGAAAUCUAUAUCAAUAGUAACGACAUUUUUGAUGCUUUGAAGAGCGCUAUUGUAACGAAAUAUUUGACUACCUUUUUAAUACAUCCUCUGGAGGCUGCGAAAACAAUAUGCCAAGUAGAAGCAUAUUUGUCCAAAGACAAGUCUGCGGGCUCUAUAUCCCGUACUCGAACUAGAGAAGAAGAAGAUGAACAUACCAAGCAGCAUGAUCUUUUCUCUGAUGUUAGUGAUGAUGAACAAGAGAUUAAUGCCUAUUUUGAAAGCCCAUCACUCGAUAAUACUGUCAACGAGGACCUGAAAGAAAAGAUAUGCGUUGAGCCUUCGGGAUACGUAAACACCUCUGCUCAUGCGAACACCCUUCAUACGUUUACAAUUUCUCCAAGUCGCUAUUCCAUCAAAAGCAUUAUUUCCUCGCUAUGGGAAAAGGAAGGUGCAAAAGGUUUAUGGAAGGGACAUACUGUGACAUUUCUUUAUAAUCUUUUAUAUUCCGGAUUCCAGACUUGGCUUUCUGCAACUUUUUCUGGUUUUCUUUCCAUUCCCGAUCCUAACAUCAUGCCGCCCGUGGACUCUGUUCGUCCAUUGUCGUCAGUGUUUGUGAAAUCCAUUUCAUCUGCAAUCUCCGCCCUUGUUUUAGCCCCUUUGGAUAUUGCAAGGACAAAAAUUAUUCUCUUUCCAAUCACUUCUUCCUCGUCAUUGUCUGAUCCAACCGCAGUUAACUCUUUCAAUUCUCCUCAUAAAACUUCCUUAUCGACUCUUCGUUGUCUAAAAUCUUUGCCUCCAUAUUGUCCUUCAUCCUUAAUUUUCCCUACUAUUUGUUAUGCAAGUCUCCCAACUGCUAUUUCCUCUUUGUUCCCUAUUGCGUUUAGAAACUUUUUAGGAUCUUCUUCUAUUAUGGAUUCUUUUGUAGGCUUCACUACUUCUUCUUUACAAUUUGCCUUGCAGAUUCCUUUGGAAACCUGUUUAAGAAGAGCACAGGCCCAAUACCAAUGUGAUUUACCUCCUCAGACCAUAGUUCCUGCUGGCCGUUAUACAGGUAUUACUGGUACAGUUUGGUGCUUACUCAGUGAAGAAGAUCCAGGUCGUUUUGGAAUUGAGGGAUUAUAUCGUGGUUGGAGAGUUGGAGUUUGGGGUAUAACUAGCGCUCUGGCUUUGAACUUUUUGUCUUCAAACUUUCGUGAAGAAGUAGAAUUUUGAGCUAAUGGGUCUUACUAUGAUAAUAUAGCGUCAUUAUCGAAAAAUUAUAAAAACUUUUGUGGAACUAAGUAUAUGAUUGAAAUAUCAUCAGCACAUUAAUCUCAAAAAGUAGUAAAGAAAUUAAUAUAUCGAACAAUUUAAUUUUGAUAUCCCUAUAUUAAGUUUGCAUCUUUUUUUAUUGUAAUCUAAUAAAAUAACCUUUUUAACUUCA
This is a messenger RNA of Schizosaccharomyces cryophilus OY26, 1717 nucleotides long. Its product is annotated as fusion and transporter Ugo1. The record is from RefSeq and is a predicted model, not a curated record. NCBI's taxonomy places the organism in Eukaryota, Fungi, Ascomycota, Schizosaccharomycetes, Schizosaccharomycetales, Schizosaccharomycetaceae. The coding region runs from base 235 to 1506 and encodes 423 amino acids. The transcript has a single exon.